AUGAACGGGACCGAAUGCUACAAGUGUGGACGCUCUGGCCACUGGGCCCGAGACUGUCCUAAAACAGGAAGCCGAGUAGGAGGACAAAAAAGCCAAAACCUAGGACUCGGGUGUAGUUCCACCUCCCAGUUUGACAUCUGUUACCGCUGCGGUGAAACUGGUCAUCACGCCAAGGACUGUGACUUUCUCCAGGACCUGUGCUACAACUGCGGGAGAAAAGGUCACAUCUCCAAAGACUGUGUGCAGACGAAACGAGAACAAUGCUGUUACAUCUGCGGCAAACCAGGCCAUCUAGCUCGCGAGUGUGAUCAACAGGAAGAGCAGAAAUGCUACUGUUGUGGUGAAUAUGGGCAUAUCCAGAAAGACUGUACCCAAAUCAAGUGUUAUCGAUGUGGUAAAAAUGGUCACAUGGCGGCACAUUGUAGCAAAAUGACUAUGAUCAACUGCUUCCGCUGUGGUCAGUCUGGACAUCUAGCCCGAGAAUGUCCCAUUGAAGCAACUAUUUAGUUACCUUCCUCUAACCUUCCCCCUCCUCCCUCCCUUUGCUGGCUAGUUGUAUUUCCUUUAAGGAGUCUUCGCUGACUGAAAAGUUCCUACAUGGAGGUACGCUACUCUCUGCGGACAGCAAGCUUUACCAUGUCAAAAGAUUCAGAAAAGGCUGAUGGGGAAAAAAUUCAUUACUAACAUACUAUGCGUGUGCCAGGAGGCAUCCAGAAACUGAACACAAGGCAAUUGCUGAGCACCUUGGGUGUCUUUUAACAUGCUGGAUUAGAAGUGACUACUGAAAAAUCAGAACAAAUUUACAACACAGCCCUUGAAUCUGUUAACAAACAAAAUAUGUCAGAUGAAGAUAAACUACCAUUCAGAGAAAUAACAUUAAGAUAAAAGGACAAAAAGCAACACUGGGGACUUGA
Dipodomys spectabilis (banner-tailed kangaroo rat) is the source of this 914-nucleotide messenger RNA. It is a transcript of the gene Zcchc13, whose product is annotated as zinc finger CCHC-type containing 13. The record is from RefSeq and is a predicted model, not a curated record. NCBI's taxonomy places the organism in Eukaryota, Metazoa, Chordata, Mammalia, Rodentia, Heteromyidae. Gene Ontology annotation, biological process: positive regulation of cytoplasmic translation. Gene Ontology annotation, cellular component: cytoplasm. Bases 1 to 507 code for a protein of 168 amino acids. Gene Ontology annotation, molecular function: mRNA binding; single-stranded RNA binding; translation regulator activity. The transcript has a single exon.